AGUGACGUGGCGAUUUGGGGAGGAUUCUACCGACAAAGAUGGCGUCCCUUCUGCAGCCUGACAGGGUCCUCUACUUGGUUAACGGAGAAAAACGGAUUCGUUCUCCGUUGUCUCAGCUUUACUUUUGUCGCUACUGCAGCGAGUUACGCUCUCUGGAAUGUGUGUCUCACGAAGUGGACUCUCACUACUGUCCAAGUUGCUUGGAGAAUAUGCCUUCCGCUGAAGCGAAGAUCAAAAAGAACAGGUGUGCUAACUGCUUUGACUGCCCGUGCUGCAUGCACACCCUGUCCACUCGCGCCACGAACAUCCCGGCGCCGCUGCCCGACGACCCGGCGAAGACGGCCAUGAAGAAGGCGUACUACCUGGCCUGCGGGUUCUGCCGCUGGACCUCGCGGGACGUGGGCAUGGCCGAUAAGUCUGUGGCCAGCGGUGGAUGGCAAGAGCCAGAGAGUCCGCACACACAGCGUAUAAGCAAGCUCAUCGAGUACUACCAGCAGCUGGCUCAGAGGGAGAAACUGGACCGCGACCGCAGGAAGCUGGCCCGCCGCCGCCCCUACAUGCCCCUGGCCUACACGGAGAAGUUUGGCCUGGGCAGCAGGACUCAGAGACAGAGAUCAGGAGUGUCCAUCGCCAGUCUGGCCGGCCUGUCUCUGAAGGAGGGGGAGGAGCAGAGGGAGGUGAAACUGGAGCCGGCGCAAGCCCUGGAGGAGGUGGAGCCGCUGCCGGAAGACUGCUACACGCGACCAGUCAACCUGCCCGAGGUGACCACCCUGCGGCAGAGGCUGCUGCUGCCAGACCUCCAGCCCCCUGGAGUCUUACAGCUGCACCCCAAACAUAAACAGCUCCUGAUCAAGAGAUCACUGCGAUGCCGGAAAUGUGAGCACAAUUUGAGCAAGCCAGAAUUCAACCCGACCUCAAUAAAAUUUAAGAUCCAGCUAGUGGCUGUAAACUAUGUUCCAGAAGUGAGAAUCAUGUCCAUUCCAAACAUGCGCUUCAACAAGGAGAGCCAGGUGCUGCUGACCCUGACCAAUCCUGUGGAGAGCAUUACCCAUGUGACCCUGCAGGGCUGUGAGCCCAAUGACCCUGACCACACCAAUAGCAUUGCUGAGGUGGUGCUGCCCUCUAAAGAGCUGGUGCUGGCGGGGAAGGAUGCCGCCGCUGAGUAUGACGAGCUGGCCGAGCCGCACGACUUCCAGGACGACCCGGAUGUGGUGGCCUUCAGGAAGUCCAACAAGCUGGGCUUCUUCAUCAGGGUGACCCCUCGCUGCGAGCAGGGCGACGUCAUCGUGUGCUUCAAGAUCCGCCACGAUUUCCGCAACCUGGCGACCCCCCUGCGGCCCGGCCAGGACAGCGGGGCCCCCUGCGAGCCGGUCUGGUUGACUCACCACGUGGAGCUGAACCUGGGACCCCUGGCCGCCUGAACAGCGCCCUCUACUGGCUGGCUGACCGCACACAUUACACUCACUCAGACUGCUUCAUGCUUACCAGGCACUUUCCCUAGAAAUGUCCUAGCUAACUCAAAACGUUCUCACGAUGUUGCUGCCAUGUAGUGGCGGUGUUAUAACAUUGACAGAACAUUCCAGUAACAUUGCGAGAACAAUUUGUAUGAGCUGGGAUGCUUCCCAAACCGAGACACCACAUGAAUCUGAAGGAGCAGGUAUUCUCUUGUCUUGAUAAUAGGUAUGUAUGUUAAUAACCUAAACACACACGGUUAAAGCAUGUCUACUUUUAGACAACGUAAUGUUCUGCUCAGUGUUUUGCAGCUGGUGUUACAUUCACUACUUUAUACGUAAUGACCGUUGGGAAACACCAGGUGGUGCUGAAUGUAACACUGCGGAUACGGUUGAAUCACGUUUGAACCGCAGAAGUUUCGCAUUCAAUUUAAUCCUUUCGAUGAAGAAAUGAAAAUAUAUUUAGUUCUUUUAAAGUGUCAACUGUUCUUUCAACUGUAAUGUAUUGCCACCUAGGUAGCCACUGAUAAGUGUAAUAUCCAGAUAUUUGUCAGCACUAAUAUUUAUGGCAGCGAAGGAACUUUAAGAUGGUGGUCAUUUUCAACAACUUCUUUUCUUUAAUAUGUGUGUCUAAAUGGCACUGAUACAGAACCAUCUCUCAGGCUUCACUUCAGAGCCUACAAUAAUGACUCCAGAUUGCACUCCAUACACCAGACUGACUUCCUGUGUUGGAUCAGUUGGACGUCUGCCAGUUGUCCUAAUAGAUACAGGCACUCGUUGGAUCAAUUGGACGUCAGCCAGUUGUCCUAAUAGACACAGACACUCGUGUGUCCUGCUGGUUGUUCCCCCUUUGGGUGAAACUUGUCGCAUUGACCUGGGUUAGGGAGCAGCGUGGAUCUCACUUUAGAUUGCACUCCUGGUUGCACACAUCUAGAGAGUGGUGUGCAUUAGUCAUCCUCCGCACUUAUUAGACUGCUACGAGCUUCUGUCCUCUAACACUGUUGUUUUGGCAUGUUGUUCAGUGAUGAUGUCCCAAAUUUCUCUUUAGCAGACGCAGCUGCACCGUUAAAUGGAGGAUAAUGCUUUAAAAAAAAGGAAAAAAAAGACAAAAGAUCUUAGGUUAAUUCUAUCUGCUGGCACUCGGUGGUAGAUUUUGAAACGCACUUGUCCAUUGAAUAUGCUAACUGUCUGACUGUGUUUGAUGUAAAAAGUGAGACUCUUCCUGCUGUAACCAUGGAAACGGUGUGCUUUCUCUCUCGUAGUUCUGCAGAAUCUGAAUAUUAAUAAAGACUGAUGCAAAUA
Molecule: messenger RNA, 2753 nt
Organism: Anguilla anguilla (European eel)
Lineage: Eukaryota; Metazoa; Chordata; Actinopteri; Anguilliformes; Anguillidae
Gene: dctn4
Product: dynactin 4
Exons: 13
Coding region: 39-1421 (460 amino acids)
Cellular component (GO): dynactin complex
Source: RefSeq, a predicted model, not a curated record